ACACCCGAUCUCAUUUUCCUCUGCCAUGGAACCCCAGCGUGCUUUCUCAUCCUACCGAAAGCGUUUUGGGACACCGGGCGGCUCCCCGUCCGUGGGGAUCAGCAGCCGCCACAGCACGGGCCGCCUGUCCCUCCACAGCAGCCCGCGCCACCUCACCUCCAGCCCAGCCACCCUGUCCACCUCACGCUUGUCCCUGGGCGGGGAGCGGCUGGACUUCUCGGCGGACUCCCUGCUGAAGGCCCAGUACCGGGAGACACGCACCAAUGAGAAGGUGGAGAUGAUGGGGCUGAACGACCGCUUCGCCAGCUACAUCGAGAAAGUGCGCUUCCUGGAGCAGCAGAACAAGAUGCUGGUGGCAGAGCUGAACCAGCUGAGGGGGAAGGAGCCCAGCCGUCUGGGGGACAUCUACCAGGAGGAGCUGAGGGAGCUCCGCAGACAGGUGGACGGCCUCAACGCUGGGAAGGCCAGAAUGGAGAUAGAAAGAGACAACCUGGCCUCAGACCUGGCCACUCUUAAACAGAGACUUCAAGAUGAAACUGCCCUACGGCAAGACGCAGAAAAUAACCUUAACACCUUCAGACAAGAAGUGGAUGAAGCGGCUCUGAACCGCGUACAGCUGGAGAGGAAGAUUGAUGCUCUGCAGGAUGAGAUCAAUUUCCUGAAGAAGGUCCAUGAGGAGGAGAUGAGGGAGCUGCAGGAGCAGCUGAUGGCCCAACAGGUUCAUGUGGAUCUGGAUGUGUCUAAGCCAGACUUAACCACUGCCCUGAAGGAGAUCAGAGCUCAGUUUGAGGCCAUGGCCACCUCCAAUAUGCAGGAGACUGAGGAGUGGUAUCGCUCAAAGUUUGCUGAUCUGACUGAUGCAGCCAAUCGAAAUGGAGAGGCUCUGAGGCAAGCUAAGCAGGAGGCCAAUGAGUAUCGUCGGCAGAUUCAGGGCCUGACCUGUGACCUGGAAUCUCUUCGUGGGUCUAACGAGUCCCUGGAGCGUCAGCUGCGAGAGCUGGAGGAACGUUUCGCCAUAGAGACGGCCGGUUACCAGGACACUGUGGCUCGUCUGGAGGAUGAGAUCCAGAUGCUGAAGGAAGAGAUGGCCAGACACUUGCAGGAGUACCAGGACCUUCUCAAUGUAAAACUGGCCCUGGACAUUGAAAUUGCCACCUACAGGAAGCUACUCGAAGGAGAAGAAAGCAGAAUCACUGUUCCGGUGCAGAACUUCACCAACUUACAGUUUAGAGACACCAGCAUGGAUACUAGGCUGACUCCUGAGGCACAUGUGAAGAGGAGUAUAGUUGUGCGAACUGUGGAGACUCGUGACGGGGAGAUCAUUAAAGAGUCCACUACGGAGAGGAAGGAUCUGCCGUAAUUAGUCACUGGACACUGGAUCGGCUGCAACUGAAGAGCUCCUUCACUAAUGCUGCGAUCAAAUGUGAUUUCUUGUCAACUUUCCCCGCUUAUUUUCUCCUAGUGUAUAUAGUUCCUGGGAACUAUAUUCAAUUACAUUAGCAACAAUAAGCGAUACAUAACUACGUUUUGAUCUCUGUCUCUUCCUGGGCUUCUCUCUUUACAGUAUCUGUCUCUUUUGUGGCGAAGAGUAUUAGCAUGACAUUAGACUAGUUUAUCGCCGAUUGUGCCAUAAAUAGUCAUGGUUGGAAAGAUGAAAGUAGAAAGUAGAACAAAAUGUUUCUAGUGGUCAGAGCGAGUACAUGGGGAUUGUAGUUUUUUGUCAAGCACAAACUGUAGAGAUUUAAUUCUGAAAUGUAUUGUAGUCAUUAAGAAUGAAGAAGAGCAGGUUUGGAACCGGUAGUUUUUUAAUCUGAAUGGUCAGUGUUAAAGUAAGGCAGAAGGGAACUAUAACAGCAAGAUCUUUGUGAGAGUUUUAAAUGGAUGAUGGAUUGUGUCAGCGGUGCUAUGAACAUUUUUCCUCCUUCACUGUGUGUGCACAAUGUUUUUGCACAGUCGCUAACUCAUCUCUUUGAACCCAGGAUAAAAUUGCUUUUUGACUUGACUGACCUAUAGAAAACAUAUUAAUUGUACAUUUUAAUCAACAACAACAACAACAACAAAAAAACAUCAUCUUACUGAACUCAUUAUAAACAUCUGACAUAGUGUUACCCAUCAUAUAAACAGAUGAAUUAAUGGAAUUUUGCUACUGAUGCCUUUUCUAUUGUUUUAAGAUGCAGCCAUAUUUACCAUUACUCUGUAAAAUUUUGCAGGCAAAAUCCAGUCAUUCCAAUAGGAAUACACGUGAUUGGGAGAUUCGAAUGAGGGCGAAAAAGUUUCCCAUGCAUAUUAUGUUCAUGUUUGUGAAUUAGCUGCUCUGACCAACAAAAAGCUGCUCGGUUUGACUUCUGUGUAACAUUUAUUGAUAAUGGACCUUUUUUUUUUGCAUGCAAAAUCUAGCCGCAGUCUGAUCGCACCUUUACUGUGAGAUAAUACUGCUAAGUAACACUGAACUAUGUUUUCAAAUGAAGAGGACUAACUUUCACAUUACUCUUGCAUACUGAAAUGGACGUCACUGUAUUGUGGUGGCUAACAUUAAUAGUAAUAAAAAAAUUAAAAAAAAUA
Ctenopharyngodon idella (grass carp) is the source of this 2562-nucleotide messenger RNA. RefSeq names its product glial fibrillary acidic protein (gene gfap). The transcript has 9 exons. Gene Ontology annotation, biological process: intermediate filament organization; regulation of chaperone-mediated autophagy. Bases 26 to 1360 code for a protein of 444 amino acids. Gene Ontology annotation, molecular function: structural constituent of cytoskeleton. Lineage: Eukaryota; Metazoa; Chordata; Actinopteri; Cypriniformes; Xenocyprididae. The record is from RefSeq and is a predicted model, not a curated record. Gene Ontology annotation, cellular component: intermediate filament; cell projection; cytoplasm.